GUUUGUUUGUUGAAAGAUUAAAACGUUAAAAGGUUUAUUAUUGUCUAAGAUAUAUGUUUCGUAUGUUAAGAGAGAUAAUUUAAAAACUUACAUGUAAAUAUAAGUAAGGAAAUAUAUAAGCAACAUGAAAUGAAUAAUAUCCGUGGAUAAUCAUAUUCAUACGCUUACAACUUUAAGGCUUUUAAAAUUUUUCAACUUUGGUAAAGUUUAGAAACUGAUCGUAAAUUGAAAGAAUUUCAGUUCAUUUUAAUCUUAAUUGUACAAAUAUAAAAGAGUCUAAAUUAAAAUUCAAACACCGAAUAUAGUAUAUAAACAGUUUUUCAUUUGAACCAUCAAAAUAAAUUGGCAAAAAGAAAUGUCUGCCUUGAAUCCGGCACUUCUUGAAGAACCGAAAAGGAGGAAAUCAAGUUAUGGCUCGUUCACGCGUGUCGUCGUCAUCGCCAUCGACUCCAGUGACUACUCGAGGAGAGCUUUCGAUUGGUACGUGAUGCAAAUUUGGAAAGCAGAUGACCUGGUAGUAUUUGUCCAUUGUCCUGAAACUCCGAGAUUUCCUUCAUUUUCAUUCAAAAACGCCCUGUCCCCGCCAAUCGACGAAUGGAAAAAAAUAAUGGACGAGAUGAAUUCUAACUCACAGAAGUUGGAGGAAGAGUAUUCAAUUACCUGCCAGAGCAAGAAGAUAAAGUACAAGAUGAGGGCAGAGGCAGAGAAGAACGUGGGUGAAGGCAUCCUGCGCAUCGCUGCCGAAGAGCGGGCUGACCUCAUCGUCCUCGGGUCAAGGGGCACCGGGGAGUCAAGAAUGGUGAAGAGGGGCACGGUGGCAGAAUAUGUCGGCAGGCACUCCUACAUACCAGUCCUCAUCAUUCCCCUCAAGACUAACUACUAAGGAGCACUUUGCUCAUUUAUUCAUUCCUUCAUUCCUUCAUUGAUUGUUUGUUUGAUUGAUUGAUUCGUUGGUUGUAUAAUAUUACACAAUAUACAUAUAUAAAACAGACAGUCUUAAAGAGAUGAUUGAUAGUUUUUAUUUUGUAGUUUUAUAUUAAAUGAUUGACAAGUUGUUGAAUUGCUUCACAGAUAGAAUAAAAUGUGCUAUAAAUAAAUAUUUAAUGAAUUAUAU
Messenger RNA from Helobdella robusta, 1114 nucleotides. RefSeq lists its product as hypothetical. Bases 356 to 883 code for a protein of 175 amino acids. The record is from RefSeq and is a predicted model, not a curated record. The transcript is spliced from 4 exons. NCBI's taxonomy places the organism in Eukaryota, Metazoa, Annelida, Clitellata, Rhynchobdellida, Glossiphoniidae.